GGGGCGCCGUAGGCAUCAGGUGACCGGGUCCCGGAGGAGUCACGUGACCUCCAGGGGCACCCGGCCAGGACAUGGCAGCCACCAAGCCGCUGUCCCGCUUCUGGGAGUGGGGGAAGAACAUCGUGUGCGUGGGUAGGAACUACGCGGACCACGUCAAGGAGAUGCAGAGCGUGGUGCUGAGCGAGCCGGUGCUCUUCCUGAAGCCGUCCACAGCCUACGUCCGCGAGGGUUCGGCCAUCCUCAUGCCGGCCUACAGCCGCAACCUGCACCACGAGCUCGAGCUGGGCGUAGUGAUGGGCAGGCGCGGCCGCGCCGUCCCGGAGGCCGCGGCCAUGGACUACGUGGCCGGCUAUGCCCUGUGUCUGGACAUGACCGCCAGAGACGUGCAGGACGAGUGCAAGAAGAAGGGGUUGCCCUGGACGCUGGCCAAGAGCUUCACCGCCUCUUGCCCGGUCAGCGCUUUCGUGCCCAAAGAGAAGAUCCCGGACCCUCACAACCUGAAGCUCUGGCUCAAGGUCAACGGCGAACUCAGGCAGGAGGGUGAGACAUCCUCCAUGAUCUUUUCCAUCCCCUACAUUAUUAGCUACGUUUCUCAGAUAAUGACCUUGGAAGAAGGAGAUAUUAUCUUGACCGGGACGCCGAAGGGAGUCGGACCCGUUAAAGAAAACGAUGAGAUCCAGGCUGGCAUACACGGGGUCGUCAGUAUGAGAUUUAAGGUGGAAAAGCCAGAGUAUUGACUUACUAAGUUUUAGGAGAGAAGGGAGCUGGACAGAAGCAAGCAAAGGUUGUUAAAUGUGACAAUCCUUUAAUAGACUGUUUUGUUUGCGGUAAGAAACUAAUUCUUAAAUAUGAUUUAAUUGGAUUGUUAUGACUUAAGGAAGAUGGACCCUUCAAGGAAAAUGUGAUCUAGAAAAGCUGGGCCAGAAAUGGAAAGAAGAUUGUCUUUUAGGAAACAACCAAAUUAAGUUUUUGUGAAGCUUCCAAAGCGGAGAAUUUAUCAAAACAAAUGUUCAGAAGACUUCCUUUCCUUUCCUAAAACUGGACUGGAUAAGACUUUUCAUUAGGGGGUGCCUAGGUGGCUCAGUCCAUUAAGCAUCUGCCUUUGCCUCAGGU
This is a messenger RNA of Neomonachus schauinslandi (Hawaiian monk seal), 1113 nucleotides long. RefSeq names its product fumarylacetoacetate hydrolase domain containing 1 (gene FAHD1). Lineage: Eukaryota; Metazoa; Chordata; Mammalia; Carnivora; Phocidae. The coding region runs from base 72 to 737 and encodes 221 amino acids. The record is from RefSeq and is a predicted model, not a curated record. Gene Ontology annotation, molecular function: acetylpyruvate hydrolase activity. Gene Ontology annotation, cellular component: mitochondrion. The transcript has a single exon.